Cotesia glomerata is the source of this 1952-nucleotide messenger RNA. It is a transcript of the gene Arp8, whose product is annotated as actin-related protein 8. NCBI's taxonomy places the organism in Eukaryota, Metazoa, Arthropoda, Insecta, Hymenoptera, Braconidae. Bases 114 to 1856 code for a protein of 580 amino acids. Gene Ontology annotation, cellular component: Ino80 complex. Gene Ontology annotation, biological process: double-strand break repair; regulation of DNA-templated transcription. The record is from RefSeq and is a predicted model, not a curated record. The transcript is spliced from 9 exons.
UAAACAAAUAACAAAACCUCAAAAUAAUUUAAAAUUAACUAGAUUAAAUUUCUUUUCAAAUAACUAGUUGAUUAAAUACUUUGUGAAAAUGUUUUAUUGUUAAGAAAAUAAUUAUGCCGGCAUUUCAUGAAUCGUCUGCUGAGCAAAUUCAGGCUCAGACAGUUAUAAUAAUCCAUCCAGGAUCCCAAAAUGUUAGGAUAGGUCGAGCAUCUGAUUUAAAUCCAGUAACAAUUUUGCAUGCAAUUGCAAGGAAACGUCUUCCUAAUGGAAUCGCUCAUCAAGAUGCAUUUCUACCGGCGUUGGUACCAAAGACAAAAGAAUUAACCCAAGCGAUGGAAGAAUCAAGACUCCAAGUGUCGCAUACUCUGCAAUCUUGCUUACAAUCAGACGGCCGUAGAAGAUACGCAACACCUCCGCAGCAAAUAGCGGCUUUCAACAGAAGAUCUAAUCCCGAAAUAGUUUCAUCAAUUAACGGAGAGUGGAUUAAAACCGAUAAAGAUGUAAUUAUCGGGGAAGAAAUAUUGAAUUUAAACCCAGAAGACAAUUAUAAUAUCCAUAUUCCGUACCGUCGUGGUGAGCUGAACAUCCAUUCAGGCCCCGGUGGAAGCCUCACUGCAGUACUAGCAGAUUUAAAAACAAUUUGGGAGUAUGUUAUUACCGAGAAAUUGAAAAUUCCAAUCCAAGAUUUGAAACACUAUCGAGCAGUUCUUGUUGUACCUGAUAUAUAUAAUAGGCAAUAUUUAAAAGAAUUGACAACUUUGCUGUUAAUUGAUAUGAAUUUUGGUGGUUGCUUUUUAUUACAGGAUCACGUAGCGGCUACUUUUGGAGCGGGUUUAGGAUACGCUUGUGUGGUUGAUGUAGGUCAUGAAAAAACCUCUGUUUCUUGUGUGGAAGAUGGAAUUUCUCAUAGGAAUACUCGCGUACGAAUAGAUUAUGGAGGUGGUGAUAUAACACAGACUUUUUUCUGGCUGCUACAAAAGUCUGCGUUUCCUUAUCAGGCUUGUCAGCCUUUUAAUAAAUUGGACGCUGUACUACUAGGAGAUCUCAAGAAAGAUUUUUGUCACGUUGAUUUAAAUAUCUGUGGCUCUCAAGAAAAGUCAUUUUAUGUUAAAAAACCUAAAUCACCAGUCGAAAAAUACACACUCCAGGUCGGUGAUGAGUGUUUGAUAGCACCACUGAGUCUUUUUCAACCUGAACUUUUUAAAAUAACUGGAGUACAUAAUGUACAUAUUCAAAAACGGUACAUAGGAGACCCCGAAGAUCCUCACGAUGAAAAUUAUUUACGUGAAACUAGUAGAAGAGGUAUCAAAGAAAACUUGGAACAAACUUUAGAAUUACCAGAAGAAGUAGCUGCUCCUGUGGCUGCUGCUGAUGAAGAAGUAGUUGUGGAUGCUGUCGAUGCAGCACCAAUGGCCUUAGCAAAUCGUGAUCUUGACGCUCCUCGUGACUUUGUCGUUGGUCCUCAACAAAUUUUAGGUCUCGACCAUGCAAUUGUACAGAGUAUAGAUCGCUGUCCUACGGAAGAAUUAAAACGCAAAAUGUACAGUUGCAUUUUGAUAGUUGGAUCUGGAAUGAAAUUUCAGGGAAUCGGUAUGUGGCUUCAUAAUAGAAUAUCGCUGCAAAUUCCCUUUAUGUACAGAGCUGAACAACUGGAUAUUAUAACGCAACCAAAAGAAAUGGAUUCAGGAAUGACCACGUGGAAAGGUGCUGCAAUUUUAAGUUGCCUAGAAUCAGCUCAAGAACUCUGGAUCGUCCGUUCAGAAUGGGAAGUAAUGGGAGUUCGUGUUCUACGCGAAAGAGCUCCAUUUAUGUGGCCAGUACUCGGUACUGCGGCUUCUUAUUCUCCUAAAGAAUAACGAAGCACAGUUUUUUUCCACCUGUCAAUCGGUCAUCAGUUAUUAAAAAAAAAAAAAAAUAAAAUAAAGUUGAGAAUAAACUCAAAAAUACGUGAG